Molecule: messenger RNA, 5690 nt
Organism: Xyrauchen texanus (razorback sucker)
Lineage: Eukaryota; Metazoa; Chordata; Actinopteri; Cypriniformes; Catostomidae
Product: carboxylesterase 5A-like
Exons: 13
Coding region: 99-1751 (550 amino acids)
Source: RefSeq, a predicted model, not a curated record
GUAAGUGAGUUUGUGUAAUCGAUUUUGUGAGGUUUUAUUGCUUCAGACUUUUGCUUUAGUGUGUUCAGUCUAUAUGAGUCUUUUACUAAAGAACAGCUAUGAUAAAAGGAGUUUUGCUUUGCCUGUGCUUGGCCCUGGCCCAUGUUUGGACAGCCCCCAUACAGACAGACUCUAGGCCUGUGGUUGUUCUGAGGCAUGGCAGUGUCCGUGGGCAAAAUAUAAAUGUUAAAGGCUCAGAAAAGUCGGUGGAGGAAUACUUGGGGAUCCCUUUUGCCCAGCCACCCAUUGGUCCUCUCCGUCUAGCUGCACCCAAACCUAUAGAGGGAUGGGAGGGCAUAAGAAAUGCAACCCAACAGCCUCUCAUGUGCCUUCAAGACACAGACAUUGUGGUUUUAGUAGCAAAAACCAUGUCUUUGGAAUUCACACCCACUGGAGUCUCAGAGGAUUGUUUGUAUCUGAAUGUUUACACUCCUUCUGAAAGAUCAAAUUCAAAGAAACUUCCAGUAAUGGUUUGGAUUCAUGGAGGGGGCCUAACCAUGGGUGGAGCUUGCAUGUUUGAUGGAUCCCCAUUGGCGGCCUAUGAGAACAUAGUUGUGGUUGUAAUACAAUACCGACUUGGAAUGUUAGGAUACUUCAGCACUGGAGAUAAGCAUGCCAAGGGAAACUGGGGCUUCCUAGACCAGAUUGCAGCUUUACAAUGGGUGCAACAAAACAUUGAGGGUUUUGGAGGAGACCCCCAAUCUGUCACCAUAGCUGGGGAGUCUGCAGGUGGAAUCAGUGCCUCUUUGCUUACAAUGUCACCCAUGGCCAAGGGUUUGUUUCAUCGGGCCAUCUUUCAAAGUGGGGUAGCAACUGUGGCAAGUUUCUCCAACAAAGAACCACUGGUGAAUGCCAAGAUGUUGGCGAAUGUUACCGAGUGUGACUUCAGCACGGCUGAAGUAAUGGUCAAAUGCAUGAAAGAACUGACUGAGGAACAAAUAAUUAAUGCAACUAAAAAGCAAAAGAUCUACCUUGGAGCAACAGUUGAUGGGGAAUUUCUUAAAGAUACAGCAGAGGAGGUAAUGAAGAGCAAAGACUUUCACAAAGUUCCAGUUCUUCUGGGUACGACAAACCAUGAAUUUGGAUGGAUACUCCCUCAGGUCUUUGCCUCAGCAGGAUGGGAAAAAGGGAUGAACAGACAAUCAGUGUUAGCAGUGAUGAACAUGUUAAAUAUAGCUGGAUCUCCGGAAGCCAAUGAAAUCAUAGCAGAAAAAUACUUAGAAGAUGCUAAAACUCCAGAGGAUACCCGUGAUGCAUUUACUGAUAUGCUGGGAGAUCUUUUUAUGGUGUUCCCCAUGAUUAAAACUGCAGCUUACCAUAGAGAUGCUGGAGUGCCUGUGUUUAUGUAUGAGUUCCAGCACAGGCCCAGUAUAUUUAAAGAUCUCAGACCCAGCUUUGUAAAUGCUGACCAUGCAGAUGAUGUUGGUUUUGUGUUUGGGGCCUGCUUUUGGAAUGGCCAUAUCAAAUUAAUAGGCAACCUCAGUGAGGAGGAAAACAAACUUUGCAAAACAAUCAUGGGGUACUGGGCUAACUUUAUUCGGAAUGGCUCACCAAAUGGACUCGACCUGGUGUAUUGGCCUGUGUAUGACCAGUCUAAUAAAUACAUGAACCUGGGAUUGCAGCAAUCAGAGGGGCAUGAUCUAAAGAUGGACAAACUGCACUUCAUCAGUGUAGAAGUACCUCAAAAGCUUGCCGCACUUCGCACAGCUUAAUGAGUAAUUAAGCAUGGUGUUUCUAUAAUAAAUUUAUCAAAUUAUGCUUGAAUGAUUAUUUUUUCCCCUCAAUCCACUUAAAUUGCAUAAGUGCAUAUAUGAUUGUUAGUGAUAAAGUGUGUUGGAAAGAUGUGGAGAUAUGUUGUUUAUGUUAUAAUAUAUAUAUAUAUAUAUAUAUAUAUAUUAAAGUAGCAACUGAUUGCUGUAAAAGGUGAAUAUUGUCUUUUUUGGAACACAGAAGUAAACGUUUGGAGGGUAAACUUUGUCAGCGGUGAAUGGGAGAUCACAGCAAAUAUUAUUUUCACUUACCCAUUUGCUCCAAGAGCAAAAGAAAAAUCCACGAUUACAUUUGAAUGACUUUCCAGAAGAGGAAAAAAAUAGAGCGAUUGAUUAAGACAGUAAAGUGUGUAGGGGCGUGGGUAGCUCAGCGAGUAUUGACGCUGACUACCAACCCUGGAGUCGCGAGUUUGAAUCCAGGGUGUGCUGAGUGACUCCAGCCAGGUCCCCUAAGCAACCAAAUUGGCCGGGCUGUUAGGGAGGUUAGAUUCACUUGGGGCAACCUUCUUGUGGUCGCAAUUAGUGGUUCUCACUCUCAAUGGGUCAUGUGGUAAUUUGUGUGUGGAUCACGGAGAGUAGCAUAAGCCUCCACAUGCUGUGAAUCUCUGCGGUGUCAUGCACAGUGAGCCAUGUGAUAAAAUGCGCGGAUUGACGGUCUAAAAAGUGGAGGCAACUGAGACUUGUCCUCUGCCACCCAGAUUGAGGUGAGUAACCAUGCCAAAACGAGGACCUACUAAAUAGUGCAGGAAGCAAAAUGUGGGAUGUCCUUAGCUUAAAAUCUUUAAUUUAAAAAACUUUUAUAUUUAAAUUUUAAAGAAACAUACUUGUUUCUUGUAGUUGAUGUUGUUGUGUAAUGUGUUUUAUUAUUGUACCUUUAUUGCUUUUAUUGUAACUAUGUAUGUAAGCCGCUAUCUUGACCAGGACUCCCUGGAAGAAGAGAUCAUGUAUCUCAAUGGGACCUUCCUGGUUAAAUAAAGGAUAAAUAAUUAAAUUGUGGGAAUUGGGCAUUCCAAAUUGGGGAGAAAAGAGGAUAAAAAGAUAAAAUGGGAGAAAAAAUUAAAUCCAGGGUAAUAUAACACAUGCAAUAUUGUAAAAAAUUAUAAUAUAAAAAAAUUGCGAUUUACGCUGCUAAACAAGGCGGAAAUGCAUCAUCACAGUCUGUGGAAAAAUUUAAAUUAAAAAUGUGCAGUUAAUAUUUGUGAAACCUUUAUUGACAAAAUACAGUGUAGUAUCCCUGCUAGUAAUGAUUAUGAUAAGUCUUUUUAUGAAUCUGAUUUAAAUUGUGAAGAAGUUUGAAAGGCACUUCAUUCAAUGAAUAAAGGAAAAUCUCCUGGCAUUGAUGGUCUCACUGUAGAAUUUUACUCUAUUUUUGGGAAAUUAUUAAAUGCCCUUUAUUCAACAUCUAUAAGAAUGCAUCAUUCAAAGAGAGAUGAAGGCAACUAUGAAACAGGGAUUAUUUUCCUCAUCCCUUAACACAAAAAAUAUAUACUUUCAAUUGACAUUUGGUGCCCUAUUACGCUUCUAACUGUGGAUUAUAAAAUUCUGACUUUGGUUUAUGCCAAUAGAUUAAAAUUGAAUCUUGGUUCCGUUAUAUCUUAAACGCAAUCUGUUUUUUUAAAGGGCCGUCAUAUAUCCAACAAUAUAAGAUUGGUCCUAGAUUUGUUGGAUUACAUUGAUUCCGUGCACUCUCAAGGUCUUAUUCUUUUUCUUGAUAGUCUUAAUCAAGAAAAUGUUGUUUGGUUUUGGGGAUUCUUUUGUUGAUACAAUUUCUAUGUUUUAUAAAGGAAUGAACAGUUCUGUUGUUAUUAAUUUUGAAACUUCCCAGAGAUUUGAUAUACUGUGUGGUGUGAGGCAGAGCUGCCCAAUCUCUUUUUUAUUUGUAUUAGUUACUAUUAGAGUUGUUAUCUGUGAGCAUUGUUCAGAAUCGAGAAUUGAAAGGAAUCUCUGUUUUUGGGAGGGAAAUUAAAAUUUCACAAUUGGCUGAUAACACUACGUUGUUCUUAAAAGAUGAAAAGCAUGUGUCAAAGGCUUUAUAUUUAAUCAAUCCAUUUUCUUGUGCUUCUGGUUUCAAAUUAAAUAUUUCAAAAUGUGAGAUCAUGUCUGUUCAUGAUUUUAAUUAUGACUCGAUAGAAAAUAUUCAGGUUAAAUUGGUUAAAUACCUAGGCAUUGAUAUUACAAAAAAUCUUUUGUCGAGACAACACCUAAACUUUUCAACUAGGAUAAUUAAAUCUAAAAACAUUCUUAAUAUCUGGCUACAAUGGGACCUUUCAUUAUAUGGCAGAGUCCUCCUGUCAAAGGCUAAAGGUCUUUCUCAUUUUGUAUAUCCAUCACUAUCUUUAUUUGUUGAGAACAAAAUUGCUAAAGAAAUUAAUAAUAUUUUUUUAGAUUUAAUUUAGAAUCUAAAAAAUUUAAACUGCAGCGCGGAUGGAGGUAUACAUUUUUUUUUUUUUUCUGACAUGAUAAUUAUCUUUAAAAUAAAUUGGCUUAAAAGAUGUCUUGCAAAUCCAUUUGAAAUUUCAUCCCCAAACAUAUUUUUGAUAAAUUUGGUAGCCUUUCCUUUAUUUUGAAAUGUAAUUAUUUACCUUCUAAGCUACCUAUUGCUUUGUGCAAAUUUCAUCAGCAGUGUCUCCUUGCUUGGAAGCUGAGCUAUGUCCAUAGUUUCUCACCCCACAGAACACUUAUAUGGAAUAACAGUGAUAUCACUAUCAGGAAUAAGUCACUUUUUUACCCAAAUGAUUCUAAAAUAAUAUAAACUGUAUACUUUCCUCAUUUGAUGACUCAGGAAAUGUUUUGAUAUAUGAGCAAUUUAUGACUUUCCACAAUUUUCCGGUUACUCCAAAAGAGUUUAGUGCAGUGUUUAAAGCAAUCUCACCUGGGUUAAUUAACCUUAUUAAAAGUCACUCCAUAUAUAAUCCAAGGAAUACAGUUACAGUACAAUUUACUUUACUCUUGGAUGGAAUUGAUCUAUUAGUUAAGAAAUGUACCAAUAGGAAUAUACGCCAAAUUUUUCAAUUUAAAAAGAAAAUGUAUCCAAGUUCUAUUGGAGGUCCUUGGUAGAAGCUAUUUAUUGGAAAGGGCCUGCUUUUACCUGGAAAAUAUUGUAUUUCCAAUAAGGCAAAGGAAAUACAUUUCAAAAGUUUACAUAAAUUAUACCCCUUCAAUUCUAACAUUUCUAAAUAUUUGGACAUUGACAGCUCAUGUUCUUUUUGUAAACAAGCAGAGACAUUUGCACAUUAGUUUUUUGGUUGCCCUAUUUCCAAAUAAUUUUGGUCUGACCUAGGUUUUCACAUAUUGGAUUCUGCCAAUGUUACACACUCUUUCAGUUUAAAAUACAUUAUUAUUUUUUUAUUAUAAUGAUAAUACAAAUAUACCCCUGGAGUAUGUUGUUAAUUGUUUUAUUUAUAUGGCAAAUUCUUCAUUCAUAAGCAAAAACUUGCAAAUGGUAUUCCAUCCUAUCCCCACUUCUUAAAUCUCUUUAUUAUUUAAAGAAUAAAAAAAACUAAAGCACACCCUAAGAUUCCUUAAAUAUUAUGAAGAAAUAUUUAAAGAAAAUGCAUGUAUUUAGAAGCUUUCCUGGUGUAUUAAUGUCUUGUAUUAAUACAACUGUAGUGUCUGUGUCCUUGUCGUGUCGUUUUGCAACUUGUGUUUUGGAUAAUUUUUAUAUAAAUUUUAAUUUAUUUAUUUAUUAUUAUUAUUUGUAUUAUUUUUAGGUAUUAUUAUUAAAUUGUAGCCAUUCUCAAUUUGUUGUAAGAUGUGUGUGGAUGGGCGUGUCAAUUUAUGUAGAAAUUAUGUAUCGUUUUAUUUUGUGUUUGUGUAUUUGAUGUAUUCCCUUGGCAAUGUUCUUAUGUUAUUGUUGUUCGAGCAUUAAAAAUAAAAAAAAUG